CAGAAGCUUAGUUGAUGUGCAGCAUGAUUCGUAGCAGUUACGUUAGCCGUGAAGUGAAAUUUUUUAUUAGGUACUACAAUAUUCUAUCGUCAGCUGAAUCGAAAGUCCUAGACAGGAUAUAGAUAGCAAGAUCGCUCAGAAUAUCUUCGAUUGAUAGGAAUAUCCCAUUCAAUGUUAUAUUAUUUUGUAUGUACUGAGAGAUAUUUUAGCCUGUGAGACCUUUUGUUUUUUGGAACUAUAAACAAUUUUAAAGAAAACAAUGGUUGGACUGAAAUGUCUCAUGUUGUGUUUAACGUUUUCGUUGGUGUCUUCGUUUUCAAGAAGCAAACAGGUGCCUCCAACAGCUCGUGUCGACGAGGGUCGGAAUGUCGGUUACCCGUCGAUUCUCACAGACUUCAUUCUAGCAAACAAACUAGAGGAAGGAAGAAAAAACUGUUCUGUUCAGGGCAUAAAAGCAAAAGUUAAAAGCUAUUCGGGAUUUUUCAGAGUUCGGUCUGACAAACAAAUGGAAUCGAACAUGUUUUUCUGGUAUUUCCCUGCAGAAACAAAGCCCGAAUCUGCUCCAGUAGUUUUGUGGCUGCAAGGUGGGCCUGGUGCUUCGUCAUUGUUUGGACUGUUUCAAGAGAUUGGUCCCUUUUCGGCGAGAAAUAAGGGAUUGAAGAUGAGGGAAUAUUAUUGGUCGAAAUCUGUUCAUCUUCUAUUCUUGGAUAACCCAGUGGGAGCCGGCUUCAGCUUCACCACUGCAGAGGUUGGCUAUGCGAGGAACCAAUCGGAUGUGGCCAGAGACGCACACAACGCACUCUUACAAUUCUUCACCUUAUUUCCGGAUCUGCAGGCACGUGAUUUCUUCAUUAGUGGCGAAUCUUAUGCUGGUAAGUUUGUGCCCGCUAUUGCAAUGAAAAUCGACAAAAGCAAACAGGGCCUGAAGAUAAAUCUAAAAGGUAUAACAAUUGGUAACGGAUUUUGUGAUCCUGUGAACAUGAUGCAGUACAGCGAUUAUCUGUAUCAGAUCGGUCUUCUUGACAUCAAGGGCAAAAAUACAUUCAGUGAUCGAGAAAAAGAAAUUACUGAUUUAAUAAAAAAGAAUAGCUAUACUGAAGCAUACAACAAGUUCAACACAAUUCUGAAUGGAGAUGGUUUGAGUAAAACACUUUUCACCAAUUUAACACAUUCUGUUAACUACUUUGACUACAGAAACUUCACAAGCGAUAGUACACAAGACAAUUAUUUGAUUAAGUACAUUGACAGUGACGUCGCUAGGCGAUUCAUUCAUGUAGGCGAUAAAACUUUCAAUUUGGUGAAUAUCAAAGUAGAACAAUAUCUUCAAAAUGAUUUUAUGAAAUCUGUGAGGCCUGAUAUUGAGUAUUUAUUGUCAAAAUACAAAGUGCUAAUUUAUAAUGGCCAGUUUGAUAUAAUAGUCGCUUAUCCACUAACCGAAAAUUUUGUGAGAAAUUUACAAUGGAGUGGAGCCGCUCAGUUCAAAGCCGCCGAAAGGCGACCAUUGCUAUUUGGAGGAGAAAUUGCUGGCUAUUAUAAAAAUGUGAAAAAUUUGUACCAAGUGAUGGUGAGGAAUGCUGGUCACAUGGUUCCCAUGGAUCAACCUCGCAAUGCGUUGAACCUUAUUACACGAUUUGUAUUUGGUAAACCAAUAUCAGAUUAAUAAUGGGUUGGAGCUUGAUAACAGAUUACAUGUUAGAAACCAUUCAAUUCUAGAACAUUAGCCUCAUUUCUCCUUAUACUUUCCUUUAUUAUAUUAUAGAUUAUUCUCAGA
This is a messenger RNA of Nilaparvata lugens (brown planthopper), 1771 nucleotides long. Its product is annotated as venom serine carboxypeptidase-like. Gene Ontology annotation, molecular function: serine-type carboxypeptidase activity. Bases 260 to 1660 code for a protein of 466 amino acids. Gene Ontology annotation, biological process: proteolysis. Lineage: Eukaryota; Metazoa; Arthropoda; Insecta; Hemiptera; Delphacidae. The transcript has a single exon. The record is from RefSeq and is a predicted model, not a curated record.